GAAUUUUAUCUUUAUUUUAUCCAAAUUCCCAACUUUUUACCAUAAAGUCUGUGAGCUCCAGGCCUGGAGGAAGACAGCUUAACUAGCAGAUCUUUUCUGUGACUUUCAGACAUGGCACAAAGCAUGUUUUCACUGUGAGGUCUGCAAGAUGAUGCUUUCUGUUAAUAACUUCGUGAGUCACCAGAAAAAGCCGUACUGUCACGCCCACAACCCUAAGAACAACACAUUCACUAGUGUCUACCACACACCCUUAAACCUAACCCUGAAGAAGUCUGUGGCAGCCACGGGUCCGAUUGAUGGCAAAGAAGAUGGCGAGCAGUUUAAAUCCGUUCUCCAUUGGGACAUGAAGUCGAAGGCCGGAGCAGGGGCAGCUAGCCGGCUGAUGAACGAGAGAGACUACUGGCCAGGGUAUGGAGAAGGGAACACUUGGUGUCCAGGAGCUCUGCCAGACCCUGAGAUUGUAAGGAUGGUUGAGGCCCGACAGUCUCUUGGUGAGGGGUACACAGAAGACACUGAACAACAGCAAGGCAAAGGGAGCUUCCCUGCCAUGAUCACCCCUGCCUACCAACGUGCCAAGGUGGCCAACCAGCUGGCCAGCCAGGUGCAAUACAAGAGAGGCCAUGAUGAGCGAGUCUCCACGUUCACUCCGGUGGCAGACACUCCCGAGUUGCUAAGGGCCAAAGCUGGGGCACAGCUUCAAAAUGACGUGAGGUACAUGGAAGCCGGUGGGCAGCAGAGAGGGAAAGGCAGUUUUCCUGCUAUGAUCACACCAGCCUAUCAGAUAGCCAAAAGGGCCACUGAGCUGGCCAGUGAUGUGAGGUACCAUCAACAAUAUCAUAGAGAAAUGAAGGGAGUGGCCAGUCCUGUCGGAGCUGAAGGCAUGAUGACAAAGGACUCUGUAGACCGAUGUGGCCAGGUUUACUCAGAAGAGUGUGAUGAACCUAAGGGAAAGGGCAGCUUCCCGGCCAUGAUCACCCCAGCUUAUCAGAACGCCAAGAAGGCCAAUGAACUUGUUAGUGAUAUAAAAUACAGGCAGGACUUCCACAAGAUGAAAGGUGCGGCACACUUUCACUCCCUUUCGGCCCAGGACAACUUGGUUCUCAAGCGAGCUCAGAGUGUGAGCAAGCUUGUGAGUGAGAAUAAAUACAAAGAAAACUAUCAGACCCAGCUGAGAGGCCACUAUGACGGAGUCGGCAUGGACAGACGCAUGCUCCACGCUCUCAAAGUUGGCAGCCUGGCCAGCAAUGUUGCCUACAAGGCUGAUUAUAAACAUGACAUUGUGGAUUACAACUACCCGGCCACUGCCACGCCCUUCUACCAAACAGCGAUGAAACUGGUUCCCCUGAAGGAUGUCAACUACAGGCAGAACAUCGACAGAUUGAAGUUCAGCUCGGUGACAAACACACCACAGAUUGUUCAAGCUAAAAUCAACGCCCAGCAGCUGAGCCACGUGAAUUACAGAGCUGACUAUGAGAGAAAUAAGCUGAACUACACACUGCCCCAGGAUGCUCCUCAGCUGCUGAAGGCCAAGACCAACGCAGAACUGUUCAGUGAGGUGAAGUACAAAGAAGGCUGGCAAAAGACAAAGGGGAAAGGAUUCGAGAUGAAGCUAGACGCCAUGUCUCUGUUGGCCGCCAAAGCCUCGGGGGAACUUGCUAGCAGCAUUAAAUACAAAGAAGAAUAUGAAAAAACCAAGGGGAGAGCCUUGGGAACCCACGACUCCAAGCUUCUGCAUUCUCUGCAGGUGGCCAAGAUGAGCAGCGAGGUGGAAUAUAAGAAAGGGUUUGAGGAGAGUAAAACCCACUUCCACCUGCCCAUGGACAUGGUGAACCUCAGGCACGCGAAGAAGGCUCAAGCUCUUGCCAGUGACCUCGACUAUAGAAAGAAACUGCAUGACUACACGGUGCUGCCUGAAGACAUCAGAACUCAGUGGGCCAAGAAAGCCUAUGGGCUCCAGAGCGAGCUGAAGUACAAAGCUGACCUGGCGUGGAUGAGGGGAGUCGGGUGGUUGACGGAGGGGAGUCUCAACCUGGAACAAGCGAAGAAGGCUGGACAGCUCGCCAGCGAGAAAAACUACCGGCAGAGGGUGGAUGAGUUAAAGUUCACCAGUGUGGCUGACAGCUCCCAGAUGGAGCAAGCCAAGAAGAGCCAGGAGCUGCAGAAUGCGGUGGCCUACAAGGCAGGAAACGAGCAGACCGUCCAUCAGUACACCAUCAGCAAAGACGAGCCUGUCUUCCUACGAGCCCGGGCCAAUGCUGCUCAACUCAGCGAGACCCUGUACAAGAGCAGCUGGGAAAAGCAGAAGGCCAAAGGUUUUGAGCUGAGACUUGACUCCUUGACAUUCCUGACGGCCAAAGCCAAGAGAGACCUGGCUAGUGAGGUGAAGUACAAGGAGGACUAUGAAAGGUCUAGAGGGAAACACAUCGGGGCGAAGAGCGCCCAGGGGGAUGCACAGAUGAGCCACUCGCUGCAGAUGUCUAAGCUACAGAGUGAACUGGAGUACAAGAAGGGCUUGGAAGAUACCAGAGCUCAGUACCACGUCUCUCUUGACAUGAUCCACCUUGCCCAUGCUCGCCGGGCACAGCACCUAGCCACAGACAUAGGCUACAGGACGGCGUCUCACUGCUUCACAGCUCUACCCACAGACAUGAAGGUGGAGUGGGCCAAGAAGGCCUACGGCCUGCAGAGUGAUAACCAAUACAGGGCAGACAUGAAGUGGAUGAAAGGCACAGGCUGGGUGGCCACCGGGUCAUUAAAUGUGGAGCAGGCGAAGAAGGCAGGAGAGCUCAUUAGUGAGAAGAAGUACCGUCAGCAUCCAGAUGCUUUGAAGUUUACCAGUAUUAAAGACACUCCGGAGAUGGUCCAGGCCAGGAUUAGUUAUACCCAAGCAGUGGAUAGACUGUACAGGGAGCAAGGAGAGAACAUGAAGCACCAUUACACGCAGACUGCCGACUUGCCUGAAGUCCUGCUGGCCAAGCUGAAUGCCAUGAACAUCAGCGAGACCCGCUACAAGGAGUCUUGGAGCCGGCUUCGAGAUGGAGGUUACAAGCUACGGCUGGAUGCCCUUCCGUUCCAGGCAGCAAAGGCGUCCAGUGAGGUUAUAAGUGACUACAAAUACAAAGAAGCAUUUGAGAGAAUGAAAGGCCAGAUGCUCGGCUCCCGGAGCUUGGAAGAUGACCUCAGCCUUGCACAUUCAGUACAUGCGACCUCGCUGCAGAGUGAUGUGAAUUAUAAGAAAGGCUUUGAACACUCAAAGGCUCGCUUCCAUCUGCCGCUGGAUAUGGUAACCUUGGUGCACGCCAAGAAGGCUCAGACCCUGGCCAGCAACCAGGACUACAGACAUCCGCUCCCCCAACACACAUCCUUGGCAGAAGACCUGAGGCUGAGCUGUGCCAAGAAAGCUCACAAGUUACAGAGUGAGAAUCUGUACCGCUCGGACUUGAACUUCAUGCGUGGUAUUCCCUGUGUCAUUCCUGGAGCGCUGGAGAUUGAAGGAAGGAAGAAAGCCUCUGAGCUCAUCAGCGAGAGUAAAUACCGUCAGCAUCCUGGGUCGUUCAAGUACACGACUGUGACAGAUACUCCCAACCUUCUGCAUGCCAAGUUCAGCAACCAGAUCACCAAUGAGCGUCUCUAUAAAGCGGCUGGCGAGGAUGUGCGACACCAAUACACAGCAACCCUCGGUCUGCCUGAAUUCACCCGAGCCAAAACCAACGCAGCCAACCUGAGCGAGGCAAAAUACAAGGAGUCUUGGCAUAAUCUUCGUGCUCAAGGCUACAAGCUGACGAUAGACGCUCUCCCCUUCCAGGCUGCGAGGGCCUCCGGAGACAUAGCCAGUGACUUUCUCUAUAGGCACGAGUUUGUGAAGGAACGAGGACAGCUCAUUGGGGUUCAGAGUGUGAGUGACGACCCACGGCUACGGCACUGCCAGCGGAUGGGCCAGCUGCAGAGUGAGAAUCAGUACAGGAAGGAGGCGGCCAGCAGCCGAGCUCAGUACCGCCUGCCCAUGGAUAUGGUGCACCUGGUCCAUGCCAGGAAGGCCCAGGCCCUGGCCAGUGACCACGACUACCGGACACAGUGCCAUGAGUUCACCGCACUGCCCGAGGAUCUGAAGAUGGCCUGGGCCAAAAAAGCACAUGCCCUGCAGAGUGAGUUUCGCUACAGGGCAGACUUGACGGGUAUGAAGGGGACAGGAUGGCUGGCUCUGCGAUCUCCUCAGAUGGAGAGUGCAAAGAAGGCCGGAGAGCUCAUCAGUGAGACCAAGUACCGUAAAAAACCAGACAGCAUCAAGUUCACAACCGUGGUUGACUCUCCAGACCUCAUUCAUGCCAGGGAGAGCUAUGUGCACUGUAACGAGCGCCUGUACAGGUUGGGAGAUGCAGACUCCCUGCAUAGGUACACCCCAAUCCCAGACCACCCGGAUUUCACCCGAGCCCGCAUGAACGCAAUGCAUCUGAGUGACAAAGUCUACAGGAAUGCCUGGGAGCAGAACCGGGCUGGCGGCUAUGACUUCAGGCUGGAUGCUAUCCCGUUCCAGACUGCGAGGGCAUCCAGGGAUAUCGCCAGUGAUUUCCGGUACAAAGAGGCAUUUCUGAGGGACCGGGGCCUACAGAUUGGGUACCGCAGCAUCAAUGACGACCCAAGGAUGAGGCAUUUCCUCCAAGUCAGUAGGCUCCAGAGCGACAACGAGUACAGGAAGGACUUUGCCAAAGCUCGCUCCCAGUUCCACAGUCGCGCUGACCAACCUGGCUUUCUCCAGGCCAAGAGGAGCCAGCAACUGGCCAGCGAUGUGCUCUAUAGGCAGCCGCUGCCCCAGCACACCAGCGACCCAGAACAGUUGGGCCUGCAGCACGCCCGGAAAGCCCACCAGCUACAGAGUGAUGUCAAGUACAAAUCUGACUUAAACCUGACUCGAGGUGUUGGCUGGACCCCUCCUGGCUCCUACAAAGUGGAAAUGGCUCGACGGGCUGCAGAACUGGCCAACAGGAGGGGCCUGGGAAUCCAGGGGGCUUCUGUGGAACCAGAGGCAGCGGAGCUUGGAGAUCAUCAGAGCAGGGGAGUGAACCCGGAUGCCUUGGAGGUCCUGCAUAUCAACAGGAAGAAGACUCUGCUGAUGUGA
Molecule: messenger RNA, 5116 nt
Organism: Grammomys surdaster
Lineage: Eukaryota; Metazoa; Chordata; Mammalia; Rodentia; Muridae
Gene: Nrap
Product: nebulin related anchoring protein
Exons: 40
Coding region: 149-5116 (1655 amino acids)
Biological process (GO): cardiac muscle thin filament assembly
Cellular component (GO): Z disc
Molecular function (GO): actin filament binding
Source: RefSeq, a predicted model, not a curated record